AUGGCUUCUUCGACAUCGCUGGCUUGUCUGUUGGCUCUUGCUCUGCUGGUUUCCAUGGUUGCAGGCCAAGAGCUGAGUCACUGCACCGAGGACAGGAACGUUGUCUACUACAGCGGAGAGAUCGACUUCUCCACCCCAUACGCCACCAAUCAAAAUCGCCUCCUCGACAUCCUCAAAGACACGCGCAGCGACUCUUUCAUCUACACCAGCGUUGGAGACGCUCCAUACAUCGCUUACGGUCGUGCAGAGUGCUAUGGCAACUGCGGUAACUGUCUCGUUGAGGCCAGAAACACCAUAAAAAACGCCGUUCCUCAGGCUGUGGGUGCUCGCCUCUGCACUGAUGAUUGCUACUUGCGUUUCGAGAACUACAGCUUCUAG
Selaginella moellendorffii is the source of this 378-nucleotide messenger RNA. RefSeq names its product putative cysteine-rich repeat secretory protein 61. The record is from RefSeq and is a predicted model, not a curated record. Lineage: Eukaryota; Viridiplantae; Streptophyta; Lycopodiopsida; Selaginellales; Selaginellaceae. The transcript has a single exon. The coding region runs from base 1 to 378 and encodes 125 amino acids.